CUCCAGGAGACCGAGAAGGGCGAUCCGGAGAUUCUACCCGACCCCGAAAAGAAUCCUGAUCCUUGCAGUGAAGGUUCUUCAAAUAAAUCUGCAUAAAAGCAAGGUCGCCUCUGCCGAGCUCCUCCUCAAUUUAGAGAGGAUCGGCUACGAUGCGGCGUUAGUCCAGGAGCCAUGGAUAGCGUCGGGAAACGUGGUAGCUGGACUAAAGUCGCAAACUUACUAUACGCACAUCCCGAGUGCAACAAACAGGAUGAUCUGACGGUGGUAGCUGUGAAGGAUGGCAAGGAUGACACAAUACUCCUUGCAUCUUGUUACAUGCCUCACGACGAGGAGGCGCCACCAAACGAGCUCCGGAGGUUGGUGGGAGAGGCCGAGAAGGCGAAACGCCCACUCAUCAUAGGCGCGGAUGCCAAUGCGCACAACACAGUAUGGGGGAGUGGAGAUACCAACGAAAGGGGUGAGUCUUUACUAAACUUUAUAUUAAUAAGUAAUUUAGAUAUAGCUAACCGGGGUGAGGAACCUACUUAUAUUGGCCCUACCUCGAAGAACGUCCUUGACAUAACACUCCACACUAGUGGGGGAAUCGGAGUACAGAAUUGGGAGGUGCUUAGUACACCCUCGUUCUCUGACCAUAGGUAUGUAGGAUUUCAGGUAAAAUUCUCAGCCCGUACAAAAAGCGAAACCUUCAGAAAUCACAGGAAUACAAACUGGGAAUUGUAUGAAAGGGUAGUGAGGAAGAAUUUAACCAAGCAUAGGGUAAGUGACUCCCACUCUGAAUUGGAGGAACUGACGCUCGAAAAGAUUCUGGACGCCUACAUUAGGGAUAAGCUGCCGUCGGCCAGCAUAUCAAAGGCGCAGCAUGCCUACACGAAGGGUAGAUCCACUGAGACUGCACUUCACUCACUAACCGCGGUAAUAGAAAAAGCUCUGGAGCAUAAAGAAUAUGCCCUAGGGGUCUUUCUGGACAUAAGCGGGGCAUUUAAUAAUGUCUCCUAUGAGGCAAUAAUGGAAAGCCUAGAAGCAGCCCAGAAAAAAGAUACAAAGUUGUAUUAA
Molecule: messenger RNA, 1053 nt
Organism: Rhagoletis pomonella (apple maggot)
Lineage: Eukaryota; Metazoa; Arthropoda; Insecta; Diptera; Tephritidae
Exons: 4
Coding region: 172-1053 (293 amino acids)
Molecular function (GO): catalytic activity
Source: RefSeq, a predicted model, not a curated record